GCGCGUCACCGCGUCUUGGUGGUACCCGCUUUCCAGCAAUAUUUCGCCAUGAGAUGUCCAAAAGCAUACGGCUUCCUCUGCGACAUCGGAUAACUUUCCUUCUCCCCUCCCCGGUUCUGCCAUGAAAUCGCGACCUCCUAGAGGCACGGAAAGGUCCCCAGUUGCAACCUACCUAGUACCUGGGAUCCAUAUCCCGUCCUUUUGGCCCAUUCCGUCGGGAAUCUGGCAUCUCUCUCUCCUUCUGUCAGUCAUCAAAAGUCCGGCCAACAAACCCUCUAUCUUCAGACAUAGCACUUGCUGUCGUCCGAUGCUUCCCUACGAGCCCUUGCAGUCCUCUGCUCGAACAAUGACGGCACCAUGUGGCAACCAGAAGUCUGGCGAGGUUGUGGCAACCCGGAGGCAGGGUGUCCCAGCUUGAGCCAUUGCGCAUCUGCUGUUGCUGGUUACGUUGGCGCCUUUCGGCGUUUUGAAUCGUCAACAGAGCGAAGGACCGCAUGAACAGCAUUCCCGGGACGAAAGGGGGCGAUGCUCGAAUCUCGCCCCUAUCCGAGUUUCCAAGUGGAAGAUCAUCCCGCAUUUUGUUUACCUGUUGGCUUCCCGUGGACUUCCGUAUUCCUUUUCAGUUUCCCGGUUUUGCCCCUCUUGGUGCUGAGGCUCACCAUAAGCAUCACAGUCCUAGCUGCUGCUAUCCCCCAAAGGUACACCAGCUUCCAUUCUCAUGCUUUACCAUUACCCACGGCCGCCAUCUGUGGCAUCCUGACGGCGAUUUCUCCUUUUUACAGUUUACCUUACAAAGAUACCUGGGCACAAUGGAACUCACCAUGGAUAUUGCCCAACUGGUGGCUCAGAUGCAGGAUACACUGUCCACCAUCCACACCACUCUCGCCUCUCUCAACACCGCCGAACACGAUGCGAAGCUUGACGAGCUGGAAGCCAGGCGUGAUAAUACCAUCAAACAUUUGCUAGCCGCCUUUUCUGCCGAGUCUGAGGUCCUGCACCAAAAGAGACUGGCUCAGCGUGAAGAGAUCGCCGAGCGCCGCAGGAUCGAAGACGAGGAGCGGGAAAGACGGAGGCGCCAAGAAGAUGAAGAGCUGGCAGAAAAAGACAAGCAAGAAGAUGAAGCACGGGAUGGCAGGCUUCUGCACGAGACAAAUGAAGUGGAAGAGGAAACGGACCACCUUAUGAUUGAGAUUGAGGAGGAAGCCCAGAGGGCCAUUGAUGAGGGGCAGAAGAAGUUGAUGGGCCUGGAAGAACGGAGAAAGGAGCUCAACCACCUCAUCGAGGAGCAGCUGAGGGCACCAAUCAUCCCUUCUCCACCCAAGAGAUCGAGGCGAGGCAGCAACCUGCCGCCAGCUGUGGCUACACCAAGUAAGCCACCGGAACCUGUGGCCCUCGAAUCUCUCAAUAAUGACGGUGCAAAGGCUCUUGAGCCCGAGGACAUUUCUACGAGCAGACACGAUGAGAUCACCGAGACAGCCCACAAGUCGCCGACCAUUCCGCAGGCGGACAUGGUCAAAGAGUCGACUCUGAACACAGAUGUCAACAGCCAGAUGCAAGCUAGCCCCACCAAUGAUAGCAGACCGACAUCUCGUCAGGACCGGCCUCUAUUUGUCCAGCCGGUGAUUUCGCGAUCUGGGACCAUCAUCCACGCUGACCAGCUUGAGGAGACGGCACGUGCUCCUGUCGAGCCCAUUGGUAUUCCCAAUCGAAACACCGAUUCACCUGAUCCUUUGGACAGCUCGAAGCCCGAUGUAACCUGGUGGGAAAACAAGAGAAGAGAAGAGGCAGAGCGUGCCCUGCACCAUCCAGCGACUCCAAGCCCCUCAUCUUCACAUAACGAAGCCGAGGACACCGGAGCCCCAUCACAGUUGCCAGCUGAACAUGGAGUCAAAGAUGCCGAUCAGCCCAGCUCUUCCCAGGCAACACCUGGCGCGAGUCGCCAAGCCGUGGAGAGCGGCGAUGUGACCCAGCCCGCCGAAGAGACACCCGCGAUGCCGCAAUUGGAUAUGGAUCAGGCUUUGUCCAACGAGACAACACGUGGAAGGAGCCAAACAAGUGUCGAUGUUAUCGCCGCGGUAACGAAAGCGGCCAGUGUCGUCUCUGACAGCGCAUCCGAGUACGAUUUGUCUACGGCCGACCAUCCGACCGAAACAACCGUUGAAGGUGAAAAACCUCAGGCUUUACAGAAUCUCAAUGUGCCCGAACACGAACACGGUCCCGAGGAGGCGCCGUUGCCAUUGAGCGCUACCGGUGACUCCUUCGACGCGGCAGGGGAUAUGUCCUUCGAGUCGGCGCAUGAGCAGCCUGUCAGACUAGCAUCUGCUAUCUCCGAUCAUACGCGGUCUCAUGCCGGCGAGCACAUCUCUUUUGCUGCCGAUGAAGAACAGAACACUCACAAUGCUUCUUCUGAGCUCACCGAGGCCAGUGUUACUCCCGAACAUCACGGCUCCGAACUCUCCGUCAACGGGGACGCCGCUUCCUCCGUCUCAUCGUACCACAAUCAGCCGAGUAUUGAGUACCGCACGACAUCAGACGAGCCGCCCGCAGUUGGAGUUCCAGAAGGUAUGGACGACUCUUGUUCCUUGACUGAUACCUCCGAGUAUUGCCAACACGAGGAGGUUUCUAACAGACACCACCCACACCGCCCUCCGCUCGUCCAUUCAGAGUCGUACACGGGAGAUGAGGGGGAUGAUGUCGAGGUUGACAUUCCGCUGCAACGAGUGCCUUCCCACCAACCGCCUAGAGAAGAGUUCGGGCAUGAGGAGGUUGAAAACGAUCAAUAUGCCGUCUCCGACCAUGAAACAGACGUAUGUCAUGCUCUAGCGCCGGUCUCACAGGAACAAGAGCUGGAUGAACACCCACACACCCCAUCUCUCCAGGUAAUCCGCGAGGAUGAGGUCCUAGAUUCUACCGUCGAGGAAACGGUGGCUCCAGAACCACAGCAGCAUGGAGCUGUAGGCCUUGGGACCGAAGACAGCGCUCACGCAGAAAAGUCCAUUGUGGAACAUGACUCCCACCACGGCAGCGAGCUCGAUCAUGAGGAAGACGUGCCAGCGCUCUCAUCUUCCUCUGACCAUGGUGACCAUACCCAUUCCUCCUAUGACGACGGCUCACACCUUGAAGACAACUACGCCCAACCCGAACCCAUCACGCCCAACCCCCUCAUCCUGCAGCCCUUUCGGACCGGCGACGGCGGCGAUCGAGGAUCGCCUGUUCGUGACCGAGACGUACCGAAGCUCCCGGAUGACGUCGGUCGACACGGAGAGGGAGAUGCUGAGCCCGGUGUCAAUGGUGCUGGAGGACAACCUGAUGAUCAGGCCCAUCUCGGAGUACUUCGAGACGAUGGCUAUGUGGGAGGGGGAGCAACGGAAGGAGCAGAGGAGAAGGCCGAGGAGUCAUUAGUUCCUGGGGCAGAGCAUGUCAGUGACGCUGCUCUACCGCCGGCCGGGCUGCAGAACGAAGAGGCUGCGGACGACCAGCUGCGUCGUGCUAGUCAAGUGUCGAAUGAGUCGGUUGAGAUGGACGCUGCGUAUACGACUACAGUGAAUGGGGAGGGCGAGCUGUUUGAUGAUGAUGAUGAUGAUGACGAUGACGAUGACGAUGAUGAUGAUGAGGGUGAUGCGGAAAGCGAUGUCAGUGACAUUGAGGAUGCUUAUCUCAAUGAGGAGGGUGUCGUCGAUGCUGUCGUUGCGGCAAUGGGACCUGAGCCUGAAGAUCAAGAGCACACUGAAAAGGAUGCUGCCACAGUGAAGACCUCAGUGGAUGAGGUUGCUGAGGUGCCUACCGAGGUAUCUGCUGAGGCACCUGCCGAGCUUCAAGCUAUUGUUGCAGCUGAUGCUUCAGUUCAUACUUCGACUGAUAUUCCCCUUGAUACCGUCCUCGACCGUCCAGUUGGGCCAACUGUCGAAAUGCCAGAACCAAUGGCAGCACAGGUUGAGGCUGGGGCUCACAUCCAGGUGUCAGACGAGACGCCAUUCGCGACACCAAUGGAAGUGCCAGGUCAAGCUGAGCCUAAGGCCCAGGUGCUAAAUACCAUGGGGGAUUCGGACGGCACACCCGCUGUCUCGGCUACCGUCCCACCAGUUGAGACUCCAGAGCCAGAUCAUCCCCGGACAAGCCCCAACUGGGUCAACGAAGCUGACAACUACUUUGCUGAACUGGAUCAAAGACAGGAGACACCCAGGCUUCAGUUCUUUGAGCAACAGCGAACCGAUGUAAAAACUUCCUUAUCAUCAGAUUCACAGACAGCCAGCCAAGGACUCUCAGCCAGCAUUCACAAUCCUGAUCGCCCUCAAACACCCGACCAAGACACAGAGUUUGCUUACCAGGAACACCGAUCAACACAUCUCCAUAACCAAGAGCAACAACAAUCUUCGCCGCAGUCCGUCCGCAGCCAAAGCACCAUCGAUUCUGCGCCUCCAUCGCCCGAACAACACACCGUGACAGACACCCACGUCCCAGUCAUCCGUGGCCUUGUCUCCACCCAGUCACCCAGCUACCAAACCGGCCGGCCACGGAACAACUCCCAUCUCAACGAGUACGACCAUCACCGCGAUGAAUCCGAGGACACCCCAUUAGCUAAAUGGCGGCACCGAGAAUCCACCCUUUCCAUGCCCGACCAACCACCUGUUGCCCCCCUUGAUACCGCUCACUCAAGCAAGCACUCCCACGCCAGCAGCGAAUCCGGCGACCAAAAAGGCGGCAGCCUCUUCCAGCGCAUGCGCAACGUAUUUGAGCAACAAUCCCACGCCUCCGACAUCAACACCUCCCGCUCGUCCCAAUCUCGCCCCAUCAGCACCGAGCGUCACGGCGGAGGGGGAGGCGGCGGGGGCGGUUCUGGACUCUGGGGUUCCGGCGGGCCUCUCUCCGGUCGUUUCGGCAAGUCCUGGUCUUCGUCAUCGAACGAGCACCAUCACCACAGGGACUACCACCACUCUCCCUACACCGAGGCGGGGCACUCCCCUGUUCGUGGCACCGAGGGCGAUCAUGAUGCGUUGGACGAACGGAGUGGCUUGUUGGGUGGAAGGGAAGAUCUAAAUUGA
Molecule: messenger RNA, 5042 nt
Organism: Podospora bellae-mahoneyi
Lineage: Eukaryota; Fungi; Ascomycota; Sordariomycetes; Sordariales; Podosporaceae
Exons: 2
Coding region: 495-5042 (1515 amino acids)
Source: RefSeq, a predicted model, not a curated record